UAAUAGUUAUUUUAUCACAGUCACACAUGUAUGAAGGCGAAUCGUUCAUGGGAUUAUCCGGGCGACACGUUUUCAAAACCCUUUACCCCUGUAGUCAGGGAACGCAAGAAGGCGGGUGCGACGGAGAUGGCAGGCGAGAGCCGAUGCAACGGCCGCAGCGGCAGCAGCAGUAGCAACAACGAUCAAACAGAAGCGAAGUUGCGUUCCGUCUUCGACGUCCCACCGGAUUUCUUUUAUUCAUGCCGCUUAGUUCACUUCGGAAGCUCUUCGUAUGUCCACUUCGAAAACCCUGCAACAGCCAUUGACGAAGAAGAUCUGAAGGGGAAUGAUUCAAGGGAUAAGAAAGAGAACAGAAAGGAUGUUCCCAGAUGGACUUGCAGUACUUGCAAAGCCGAAUUCGAGUCCCUUCAAGACCAGCGCUUGCAUUUCAAAUCCGACAUCCACAGGUUCAAUGUAAAGCUGAGCAUUGCUGGAAAGAACACUAUAAAGGAGGAAGAUUUUGAUGAGUUAACUUCAGAUUCUUUGUUCAAGGAUAGUGAUAUAUCAAGUAUAUCAGGGUCAGAAGAUGAGGCUGAGAAAGAUUUCUGUCCGAACAAUGACUUACACAAAAAAGGAGGGGAUAGUAGUAAACAAAAACUGUUUAUCAAUCUUCAGACGGGAGAGACAGUUUCUAUUUGGAAGUGCUUGCUUUUGGCUGAAUCCGAAACUAUCUCAUUUCAUGGUGAUAAGUUGGUUCCCGUGGAGAAGGGGUGUAACUUAAGAGAAAAUGAACUAGUUGAGAGGUUAAAGAAUCUGACCCAUGAGCCUCGGGAUAAAACACACUUACGGAUUGUGUUGCUUGCAAGUGGUGGACACUUUGCGGGAUGCGUCUUUGAUGGGAAUUCAGUUGUGGAUCACAAAACAUUCCAUAGAUAUGUUAUUAGAGCUAAGGCUGGUAAAAAGCAAUCAUCCAAAGAUGCAAGUGGCAAAGCUGCACACUCUGCUGGUGCUUCUCUUCGCCGGUAUAAUGAAUUGGCUCUGAAGAAGGAAAUUCAAGAAUUGCUUGAUGCUUGGAAGCGAUAUUUUGAUGCUUCAUCAUGCAUUUUCAUCUAUGCUCCUUCUGGCAAUAGUCAACUGUUUUUUAAUGGGGAAAAGGCACUCUUUACUCAUCAACAAUUAGUUGUACGGCAUAUUCCUCUGACUGUCCGUAGACCUACCUUCAAAGAAGCUAAGAGAAUAUAUAACCAUUUGACACAUCUGACCUAUGAGAUGGAUGAGAAGGGAUGUCCACCUAGCAUUAAAGUGGCAUCAGCAUCAUGUGCAGUAAAUAUGCAAAAUAGCCAUCUUGAUUCUAAUGAGGAAAAGUUGGUGGACUACUUUGAAAGAAAGGAAACCACUGUAGUAUGUUCAGAUCUCAAAAGUUAUGAUGCAUUGCCUCUAUCAAGUGAGAGUAAAUCUGUGGGUGUGACAACUCCUCUUCAUGAAGCAGCAAUGUCUGGCAAUGCUCAUAAAACUCUGGAGCUUUUAGAACAGGGUUUGGAUCCUUCUAUUAAAGAUGAAAGAGGGAGGACACCAUAUAUGCUGGCAACUGAGAAGGAAGUAAGGAAUAUUUUUAGACGGUUCAUGGCAUUGAACAUUGACAAGUGGGACUGGCAUUCUGCUAAAGUUCCUAGUGCAUUGACAAAAGAAAUGGAGGAAUCUCAAGCAGCUAAACAGGCGGAGAAAGAUGCCAAAAGGAAAGCAAAAUCAAAAGAAUUGAAGAAAUUGAGGAGAGCAAAAGAAAAGAAAGCUCAGGCACAGGCAGCUCUAUCUGAGAAAGUUCCCACAGUUUCACAAAGUCAGGGAGCCUCUUCGACCUCAAUUGUUAAAUCAUGGCCUCAAUCUAGCAGCAGUGCACCAAGCAUGUCUAAAGAGGAGGAGCUAAAGAGGGCAAUCGAUAUAGAGAGAGAAAAGAGAGCAGCAGCAGCUGAGAGGAGAAUAGCGGCAGCUCUCAAUGCUCAACCAGGCAACACUACUGUGGCACUGGUACCCAGCAGUUCACAGCCCAAAAGUGGGGUAGCAGGUGACAUUAGUUGUUCAUACUGCAAUAUCUCCUUGGCUGGCAAAGUCCCAUUCCAUAGAUAUCACUACAAGUACUGCAGCACAACAUGUAUGCAUGCACAUAGGGAGAUACUCGAGGCUGGAUAAACCCACCAUGCUUUCUGUUAAUGGGUUGUGAUUUAUCAGGGUUAAGUUACUUAUUCUUCAUUGUGGGUGCAUUGGAUAUUUCCCACCAUGACAUGAGAGGCUUUUCUUGUUUCUACCCUCAUCAUAAAGGUGGCUCAUAAAUUGCACAGAUUGCAAGGCAAGUAGGAGGGGGCAGAUAGUAACCAAUUCCCUAGGUAAGAAUAUUGUAAGAAUUCCAGUUUUAUUGCAGCAACAGUUCAAUUUGAUGUGUAGAUGUAUCAACUGGCUUCGCCUUUGCUUUUAUGACCAAACAUUGUCUAUUCAUUUACAUACAAAAUAUGUGGGGACCCUUAUAUUUAUCCUC
Messenger RNA from Nelumbo nucifera (sacred lotus), 2509 nucleotides. Its product is annotated as zinc finger protein-like protein. Gene Ontology annotation, molecular function: protein binding. The record is from RefSeq and is a predicted model, not a curated record. Lineage: Eukaryota; Viridiplantae; Streptophyta; Magnoliopsida; Proteales; Nelumbonaceae. Gene Ontology annotation, biological process: ERAD pathway.